CACACACUUUUUGCAAUCAUCUCUCUCAAGUGUGCGUAAGGAUUUGCCAAGUCAAUAGAUGAUUAAUUUAUUGCGUUCACAUGAUGGACCAUCGAAGAAGAAGCCCUCCAAGAAACUCCAUGGAUGAACUCCCAUGACAAAAUCACCACUGUUCAACUUCCGCACCAUCUGCAGAUCCUUCUAAUUUCAUCUUUUAUAUAUAUGUAUGUACAUACAUGCACAUGUAUGUAUAUAUAUGCAUCAAACCCUAGUUAGGUUUCUGUAAAUAAGCUUCUUCGAAAAUGGACUCCAUUUUCAAUCUUGAAGAAACUGAAAGAUCCAGUAGGCUUCGACAAAUCAUGGAAACGUUUGGUUUCACUUACGUCUGCCUCUGGUCUCACUUUCCCAAUCCUUCCAAUUGUCUGAUCUUCAUUGACGGAACUUACAAAGAAGAAAACAAGCAAGAAAGCUCAUCAUCUGGGAGUCUAGCCAUGAGGUCAUUUAUUGACUACCAGAAGUCAAUUUUCUUGAUUGACGAUUACAGUGGAGGCGUUCCAGGGUUCGCAUUCAUGCACAAUCUACCAUACAUGGAGCGGAAAGGGUUGGAGCUUUUAAGAUUGGCAUCGAAUCCAGCACAAUUACAAUUUUAUGAAGAAGCUAGGAUUAAGACUGCAAUUUUUAUGGGGUGCAAGAAUGGUGAAAUCGAGCUUGGCAUGUCCAAUGGGUCCUCCCUGCAGACUAACUUCGAAAUUGUGCUGAAGAAUCUGUUUCCUGGCGAUUUCCCUCAAGAAUUGCUUCCCCAACCAGUUGUUCAAGCUCGACCUUCAUCUUCUUCUUCAUCUCUUAGAUCAUUAUCCAUGGACAAUAGCACCGAGCACUCACCUUUUGUCUUCAACAUGCUUCAAACAAGUUCUUAUAUGCCGGAAAUAUAUCCUAUUGAAGAAGCAUCUUUGGAUCGACAAACACCAAAUCAAACACCAUCUUCUUCAGCAAUGAGAUCAGAAGACCCUCUUCAACAUGCCCUAUAUCAAAUUAGAACCAAUAAGUUGAUACCUUAUAGAGAACAUGAAGAAUCUGUAAUGACACAAGCAAUUCUUGCAGCCAUUUCGUCUUCUUCUUCUCCAUCUUGUUCUUCCUCUUACCAUCUUCAAGCCCCUCGAGUUGCUACUGCAUUUAAGAGAUAUCGAUCGUGUUUAGGGUGUACAAAACAACGAGUUCAAAGUCGCCAGAAUCUUAAUAGAAGAUCGCUUUCAUUCUUUCGAAAUCUAAGUGAGGCUCGAGCUCAACAAAGUCAAAUGAUCCAAACAACCCGACCUACAAGCAAUCAACUUCAUCACAUGAUAGCAGAGCGUAAAAGAAGAGAGAAAAUCAAUGAAAGCCUCGAAGCUUUGAAAUCACUACUCCCUCCGGGGUCGAAGAAGGACAAAGCAUCAGUACUAUCAAAAACAAAAGACUACAUAAAUUCUUUAAAAUCUCAAGUUAAUGAGCUUAACAGAAGAAACAAGAUUUUGGAGGCUGAGCAUUCUAGGAAAGAAGCACUUAAUCAAGAUUCCGGUAACAUCUCCGGCGAGAGACUAACAGUCAGAAUCAUGGACAUUGGUGAAUCAACUUCGGAGUCACGAGUCAUGGAAUUGGAAUUGAAUGUCAGAGGGGACCUGAUUCUUGUGGAUUUGGUGGGUCGUGUGUUGGAAUUCAUCAAACAAGUAGAGAAUGUAAGCGUAAUGUCAGUAAAUGCUGGGACACAAAGGACGUUGGAGACAGAAGCUUUAACCAAUCGAGUUGUUUUGAGAUUGAAAAUUCAGGGAAACGAAUGGGACGAAUCAUGGUUCCAAGAAGCUGUCAGGAGGGUUCUUGACGAUCUGGCACAAUGACGUGUCACAAUUAUCUUUUUUAUCACGUGGGGCUAGUAAUAUGAUGUGCACAAUGUUAAAAAAGCUAACAAAAAUGUUUAUUUUGAAACAUUAUUAACGUGGAAAAGUGAAUAAUGUUUAUUUUAAUAUGAGAUUCAGUAGAGUUUGAUUGUGAACAAUAGCGGGGUAUUUUUGGAAUUUUAUUGAGUCGUAGAAGGCCAAUUUUUCUUUAACUAUGUGAUGCUUGUUGUUUUUUAGAAUUUAUAAACAAUAUAAAUCCAUCAAUUUUUCAUAUACUGAUUAAAGAUAGUGUUAAA
Molecule: messenger RNA, 2146 nt
Organism: Lactuca sativa (garden lettuce)
Lineage: Eukaryota; Viridiplantae; Streptophyta; Magnoliopsida; Asterales; Asteraceae
Product: basic helix-loop-helix (bHLH) DNA-binding family protein
Molecular function (GO): protein dimerization activity
Source: RefSeq, a predicted model, not a curated record